UAAGAAAAAGGUCCUUGUCGGGUGAGCAAAUACCUAAUUUCAUGAAUAUGAGGAUAUAGAUAACAACAACUAAUAAAGUGUUACAACAGGUACGGAGUAGACAUUGAUGCUGUUGCCGGCUGGCUUGGCUCUUAUGGGGGCGAGGAUAGCACCAGCGACAUCAGCAGAGGACUCUGGGCUGGCACGAUCGGAACUCGCCGUCUACUCAACCUAUUCGACAAGUAUAAAAUCAAGGCGUCAUGGUUCAUACCAGGUCAUUCGCUCGAGACAUUCCCGGAAGAAUGUGCCAUGGUGAGAGACGCCGGGCAUGAGAUCGGUCUCCACGGAUACUCUCAUGAGAAUCCGGUCGAUAUGACGCUCGAGCAGCAGCGAGAUGUCCUCGACAAGACGUAUAGACUUCUCACCGAAUUCUGCGGUAAGCCACCGAGAGGUAGCGUUGCGCCUUGGUGGGAGACGAGCAAAGAAGGGACGGAGUUGAUGCUCUCUUAUGGUAUCGAGUACGAUCAUUCUAUGUCCCAUGAGGACUGUCAGAUGUAUUGGUUACGCACCGGAGACUCAUGGACUAAGAUCGACUAUAACAAGAAAGCCGAAGAGUGGAUGAAGCCCCUCAUUAAGGGGCAACCCACAGGCAUGGUAGAAAUCCCAGGCUCGUGGUAUAUCGACGAUCUUCCUCCUAUGAUGUUCAUGAAAAACUCGGCCAAUUCUCACGGCUGGGUUAAUCCGAGGGAUGUUGAAGACAUAUGGCGUGACCAUUUUGAUUAUUUUUAUCGCGAGUACGACGAAUUCAUCUUCCCGAUGACGAUUCACCCCGAUGUGUCGGGCCGACCGCAUGUCCUCUUAAUGCACGAAAGGUUGAUUGAGCAUAUUAACAAGCAUGAGGGGGUAGAAUGGAUGACAUUUGCCGAAAUGUGCGACUACUUCAAGAGUAAGAACAAGCCGCCUGAGGGAGCUAUGAUGCCCGCUCCUCCGGGGGAGAUCCUUAAGAAGUCAGGGGAGUAAUUGAGAUGGUGAAGAAAGACGGUCGGACGCUAGAGUGCAUUACCUAGUAAAUUGAACUAUUAUGAAUCUCUGCCGAAGUCUCCUCUUGGUCAGGUGUAAGUGGCAGUAAUACAGAUAAAAAAUGACGAGAAUCAGUAACGUUAAAAGGCCAGGUAAAUUUUAAUAAAAGGCCAACCCAUCUACUUUCCAC
Daldinia decipiens is the source of this 1189-nucleotide messenger RNA. RefSeq lists its product as uncharacterized. The transcript is spliced from 5 exons. The record is from RefSeq and is a predicted model, not a curated record. Lineage: Eukaryota; Fungi; Ascomycota; Sordariomycetes; Xylariales; Hypoxylaceae. Gene Ontology annotation, molecular function: hydrolase activity, acting on carbon-nitrogen (but not peptide) bonds. The coding region runs from base 289 to 999 and encodes 236 amino acids. Gene Ontology annotation, biological process: carbohydrate metabolic process.